GAAAAAUAUGUAUAAUUCAACAUUUUAAACUUUUUUCUUCAGAGUGAACUGAAACUUCAACUGAUAGAGCAACAGAUAAAAGAUAAAGAAAAUGAGCUUCGGCUUAUGCUAAAUCUUAAAUCUGCUGGAAAACAAGAGAAUCUUAAAGAGCACUACUUGCCUGAUCUACAGAUAAAAGUUAUUGCUAAAAACGGUGAAAAAUCUGCUGAAGGGAAUCAACGAAUUUAUGAAGUAAUGAGGGACUAUAUUAAAGAUAACGAUAGUAUGACUUGUUCGUCUAUUGAUGGAAGAUCAACUGAUACACCAGUCUAUCACCUCGUAGAUUUCAUCAAGGCCAUAAAGAAAUGCCGUAUCGUUGGUAUUUCUACCACUGACCAAUCGUCAACAGACAUACAAAUCAACUGCCCCAGUUCGAAGACCAUGGAGGAUGUUUUGAAGUCCAUCAUCAGUAACGAAUUUCAACAAGAACUGUUUGACCUUAGACGAUGGCUACAAGUGCAAUAUAACAUCGAAUCGAAUGACAUAAUUGCCAGUUGCUCAUCAAAUGGCAUAGAUAAAGCAAAACAACGUCUGCACUUUACUGACGUAACCAAAACUUUGACUUGUGCCGAGCAUCAAAAUACACAAUGUACUCUCUAUUGUCCUGACCAUAACACGUUUAUAUGUACAGCAUGCAGAGAAUCAAGACAUAGCACAUGUCUUGGAAUAAAAGAAGUUAUAUCUGAAAGGUCUUACGUUGAACAGAAACGUCGUCUCAACAUCAAAAGUAUAAAAGGAACGUAUAACGUUUGGAUAGGUAAUUCCUUAAUAAAUAGAGACUACAAUGAUCAAUAUAAGUGUGGUAUCACUAGUGUGUGUAUGCUACCUAAUAGUGAAGGUCUCCUUGCUGACUUCAGGAAUAAAAGACUGAAGAAAUUGAACAGUUCGUACAAGGUAAUAAAUCACUGUGAUGUACCUGAAUGUCCCACUUCUGUGUGUUAUAUAGGCAACGAUACAGUUGUUGCUGUUUUAAGAUGCAAUUCCAUACAGUACGUUAAUGUGUCGAGUAAUAUAAGCCUAAGACAAUUAUUGAAGCUAGAUCAUGAUUGUCUCGGUCUAGCUUGUCAUGGUGACACACUCUAUGUUAGCAGUAAAGACACAAUUUACACAUAUGACAAAUACUGUAAACACAAGCAAGUUCUCUAUCAUUAUCCUAACACAAUCUCCAGUCCCUUCAUUGCUGUAAGUGACAAUGGUGAGCGAAUCUACUUCAGUGCAGAUACAGGUCUAACUACAAUAGAUGCCAAAGGAAAUCAUAUAUUCAGUUCACAAUUUGACGGUUAUUGCUUACAUGAUAUAUGUAUUGCUGGUGAAGGUAUUGUUCUUGUAUUAACAAACAAAGUUCAUCAGCUGGAUUAUAAUGGGGAAAAGCAUCGGACUGUAGUUAGCAUGCCAUUAAAUAUAUUUUUUUCGUAUUCUAUGUGUUUCGACAGAAAAAGGUGUAGACUUAUUGUUGGUGGUAGUCAAGACAAGAUACAUGUUUACAAAUGCGAAUAUUUGCCAAGUUAGUUAAUAAAAUUGUUUUGAUAAACCAAGAACCAAAUGAAAAAUGCAUCGCUUAUCUACUUUUGUUUAUUUAAAUUUAUAAGUUUGUAUGUUUGCUUAUUUCUUCAUCGAGUCAUUUAUUUAAUAUUUUGAUAUCGCACUUAAGUACCUUGAAUGUAUUUGUAAGGACUUGUAUAUAUUAUAUAACUUUUGCAUA
Molecule: messenger RNA, 1741 nt
Organism: Ruditapes philippinarum (Manila clam)
Lineage: Eukaryota; Metazoa; Mollusca; Bivalvia; Venerida; Veneridae
Exons: 5
Coding region: 106-1548 (480 amino acids)
Molecular function (GO): zinc ion binding
Source: RefSeq, a predicted model, not a curated record